Messenger RNA from Nicrophorus vespilloides, 634 nucleotides. RefSeq names its product MIP18 family protein CG7949 (gene galla-2). Gene Ontology annotation, cellular component: cytosolic [4Fe-4S] assembly targeting complex. Lineage: Eukaryota; Metazoa; Arthropoda; Insecta; Coleoptera; Silphidae. The transcript is spliced from 2 exons. Gene Ontology annotation, biological process: iron-sulfur cluster assembly. The record is from RefSeq and is a predicted model, not a curated record. The coding region runs from base 77 to 538 and encodes 153 amino acids.
UUUUAUUUUGAUGAUCAUAACCUGAAAUUUGUUAUUAUUGUACGCAGUUCGUUUUGAAGAACAUUUGUAGAAAACAAUGGAAUUGGAAAACGUGAAUCCGAACGUUUACAACAAAGUGAACGAGAGAUUGAUCACUGCUGAAGAACAGGAUGACAAUGUCGUGGAUGAGAUUGAUACCAGAGAGGUGUUUGAUUUGAUUCGCGGCAUAAACGAUCCCGAGCAUCCUCUCUCGCUCGAGGAAUUGCACGUGCUGGAGGAGAGUCUGAUCGAAGUGGACAAUGACAGGAAUUUGGUUAGAGUGCUGUACACUCCAACGAUUCCACACUGCAGCAUGGCCACAUUGAUUGGUCUCUCCAUACAUGUAAAGUUGCUCAGAUGUCUGCCAGGUAGAUUCAAAGUGACUGUGGAAAUAAACCCUGGUACCCAUGCAUCCGAGCACUCUGUUAACAAACAGUUGGCAGAUAAGGAGAGGGUUGCUGCAGCCCUGGAGAACCGCCACCUGAUCAAGGUGAUCAACCAGUGCAUAGUCAGCAAUUAAAUUAAACGUUUGUAAGAUUUACACAAUCGUGAUCUUUAAUUUACAAUCUAAGGAAUCAUAAUAUGUUAAGCUAAUAUAAAUAUUGUACAAAAAGUA